Molecule: messenger RNA, 348 nt
Organism: Papilio xuthus (Asian swallowtail)
Lineage: Eukaryota; Metazoa; Arthropoda; Insecta; Lepidoptera; Papilionidae
Product: acetylcholine receptor subunit alpha-like
Exons: 2
Coding region: 1-348 (115 amino acids)
Biological process (GO): monoatomic ion transmembrane transport
Cellular component (GO): postsynaptic membrane
Molecular function (GO): acetylcholine-gated monoatomic cation-selective channel activity; transmembrane signaling receptor activity
Source: RefSeq, a predicted model, not a curated record
AUGGGUACGCUCGCGUGGUGGCUGACGGGCUGGUGCCUGGCGCGCGCCGUCGCCGCCGGCAACCCGGACGCCAAGCGCCUCUACGACGACCUGCUCUCCAACUACAACAAGCUGGUGCGGCCAGUGGUCAACACCACCGACGUGCUGCGCGUCUGCAUCAAGCUUAAGCUGAGUCAGCUCAUCGAUGUCAAUUUAAAGAACCAGAUAAUGACGACUAAUCUGUGGGUAGAACAGUCGUGGUACGACUACAAGCUACGCUGGGAGCCGCGCGAGUACGGCGGAGUGCACAUGCUGCACGUGCCAUCAGACCACAUCUGGAGACCCGACAUCGUGCUCUACAAUAAGUGA